This is a messenger RNA of Aspergillus glaucus CBS 516.65, 1247 nucleotides long. RefSeq names its product actin-related protein 2/3 complex subunit 5 family protein. NCBI's taxonomy places the organism in Eukaryota, Fungi, Ascomycota, Eurotiomycetes, Eurotiales, Aspergillaceae. The coding region runs from base 328 to 906 and encodes 192 amino acids. Gene Ontology annotation, cellular component: cytoplasm; actin cytoskeleton; Arp2/3 protein complex. Gene Ontology annotation, biological process: Arp2/3 complex-mediated actin nucleation; regulation of actin filament polymerization. The transcript is spliced from 3 exons. The record is from RefSeq and is a predicted model, not a curated record. Gene Ontology annotation, molecular function: actin filament binding.
UCUAACUAUGUAAAAAUUGGUGCCUGAGGCAACAUCCUCCGCACCGCCAUCGUCACCCGCCGUCAAGCUGUCCACGACGACGAACUUCCCUGAGCUCUCCAUCUAUUGGUGAUAUACAAGUUGAAUUGAGCAUUCAAAUCCACCAGCUUACUCUUUCUCUUCUCUAGAUAAGAGAUACUACCCUCCAGUCUUCUAUCCCUGGAAAUUCCUCUUGUCACGUCACCUACAUCCAUCCCCCGCCUACGUCGGACUGGCUUUCGACUCUCGAUACAUCGAAUUACUCCCUUCCCACUUCAAUACCAACGAAACCGAUAAAAAACCGCCAAAAUGGACAACUACCGCACCAUCAACAUCGACAUCCUCGACCCGGAGUCCUCCUCCAACUUCCCCAUGGAAACCCUCCUCCCCGGCACCCUCCCGCCACCCCUCUCCUCCUCCGAUGCCGCCGGUGUCGCCGGCCAAGUGCGCCAGCUGCUGCGCGGCGGGGACCCCGAGGGCGCGAUGCGGUACGUUCUGGACACGGCGCCGUUGGGCGGAGACGAUCGCGCGAAGGAGGUGCAUAUGGCGAGUGUGGUGGAGGUGUUGCAGGGGAUUCGGCAGGCGGAGAUGACGAGGGUUCUUGAGGGGGCUAUUGGGGGUGAGGGGGGGUCGGAGAGGGCGGAUUGUUUGAUGAAGUAUUUGUACAAGGGAUUCGCGUCGGCUGGAUCGAGCGGUGGUUCUCAGUCGCCGCGGAAGCUCUCUCCGCAGAGUACCGGGGGAGGAUUCUCGCAGAUUCAGACCCGGAAUUUCGGCGAGGGUGGUGGUGGCCAGCAGAUGAGCGUGCUGUUGAACUGGCAUGAGAAGCUUGUUGAACUUACCGGGCCUGGUGCGAUUGUUCGUGUCAUGACGGACCGGAGGACUGUCUAAGUCUGCGAAGACGAUUAUUAGGAGCAGGCUUCUUUUUCUUGUUACUGUUACUUCAUAGUACUGGCUGUGGAUUCGCAACACUUGUGGAUGAUAUCCCGUUUUGUAUGUUUUAGCCUUUAUAUUAUACAUAUUGCUUGACACUACCGGCCUUCGAAAUCUCCUCCUCCCAAGAUAUCCUUCAGAUUAACAUCUCCGCUACCUCUCUGUAACGGCUGGGACUGACCCUUCCCUUCCUUCCACCCAAUCAUAUAAAUCAACCGAAACGUCGCCGGAAUCCCCCUCAUCCCCUCCUCCAUAUGCAACUGCCGAUAAAUCCCCUCCGUCGCAAGCAACACAUCCCG